AUGAUCAAUCUUGAAUUUGAUCGUCUUCUGGAUUCUCUGACUUGCGGGUCUCAAGAUUUUAAUCAAUCCAAGAAUUCUAGGAAGAUUCAACACCUUGACAGCAACAUUCUACAAGACACCGACCACUACCCAGAAAAUCAGAAACAUAGCAGUGGCAGAGGAUCCAAAUGUGACCAAUCGGCUGAUGGUCUUGUGCUAUUCACAAUUGACGCCAAUUCUAUUCCAACCGAGUUCAUUGAUUCGCCGACACUUAAUUCAUAUAUCCAUUCUUUUGACAUCAAAAACCAACUCAUUUUAGUGAAGCUGGCUUCUACUAUUCACGCCAAUGCCAUCGGGGAGAUCAACACCGCCCUCGACAAGGCACUUGAUCAUAUAGGACAUCUUGAUCAUGUCAAGCGCUUCAUGGGUGCCCUGGUCCGUGUUACAGAUGAGAAAGGUCAUGGCAAAGGCAAAGUUGGAGACCAUGGGUGGGGGCUUUGUACCCCACCGGCCGGCUUUCCCGACAAGCCAACUGUCACCUUAGAAGUCGGCUACUCAGAGUCAGAGAAGAAGAAAAACAACGCUAUGACCAUGCCUGUCAAAAUACGAGGUGCUUUAGCAUAUAGGCGCGACAGGUCGAGAAAAGGGGCAUGGUCCCUGCAUCGAACAAGGUCUGUUGGACAUGUCUGA
Molecule: messenger RNA, 669 nt
Organism: Penicillium concentricum
Lineage: Eukaryota; Fungi; Ascomycota; Eurotiomycetes; Eurotiales; Aspergillaceae
Exons: 1
Coding region: 1-669 (222 amino acids)
Source: RefSeq, a predicted model, not a curated record